Messenger RNA from Teleopsis dalmanni, 2373 nucleotides. RefSeq names its product zinc finger protein 436-like. Gene Ontology annotation, molecular function: DNA-binding transcription factor activity, RNA polymerase II-specific; RNA polymerase II cis-regulatory region sequence-specific DNA binding; zinc ion binding. Bases 298 to 2337 code for a protein of 679 amino acids. Lineage: Eukaryota; Metazoa; Arthropoda; Insecta; Diptera; Diopsidae. The transcript has 10 exons. Gene Ontology annotation, cellular component: nucleus. Gene Ontology annotation, biological process: regulation of transcription by RNA polymerase II. The record is from RefSeq and is a predicted model, not a curated record.
UUUUAAAAGCGUUAACAAUUUUUAAGCGGCGGCAGUGUUAAAGGUCACCGCGUACUAAUUUAUCAGUAAAAAAUGUGUAGUAACAAUAAAUGCUUUUAAUCCGCAAAGGAGCUUAUAUAAAUACGUAGUAAUUGUACAGCGGAUAAUUGAUUACUAGAGCAGUAAAGAAUAUUAUCUCAAUUAUUCCAAACAUUGUAGUUUUUUUCGCGAUUCCUCUGUACCAUAUGAUUUAGGUAAAUAAAUUUGUUUCUUCACUUUUGACGUUUAUGGUAAAUGACUUGAUAUUAAGCGAAGACAAUGGACCUGUGCAGGCUAUGUGUUAAAGCCGUUGAUCCUUUUAUAACUAAAUCAGUAUUUGACACAAACUGUCAGGAGCAACUGCAGCAUAUUGAAAUUGUUAUUGGAGAGACGUUAAAAAAUGAUUUGAAUUUACCUAUAUUUCUAUGCGAAGAAUGUGAGCUGUCAUUGGAACAAGCAUACAAAUUUAGAGAGACAUGCAUUAAAAAUCAAAUAUAUUUUAAUUCUGAAGAUUAUUUAAGCAGACUGGAAUUUCAAACCCAAAACAAUGAUAAAGAUUUAAUAUUUGCUAAUUAUGAUAACACAUUUGAGGAGGCUGAAGAAGGGGCAAAUUAUUUAGACACAUUUGCGCAGAAUGUUGAUGAUGAAGUAUUAUAUAAUAUCUACGACGGUAAAGAAUUGGAAGUUUUCGACAGCGAAUAUAAUGAGCAUACCUCUGAUUCUAUUUACCUAGAGGAGUUUAUCAGUGAUCAAGAAGGGAAAUAUACAGAUGUACAAGAAAAACCUUUAAAAAUAAGUAAACAAAUUAAUAUAAAUCAAAAGGCUAAUUAUAUCUGUGAGCACUGUGGGCACCUCUUUGUAUCGCGUAAUCAAUGUUUAACACAUCUAAGGCGACAUACUGGCGAUAAACCUUUUAUGUGCAAAUUCUGCGUGAAGAAGUUUGUUACAAAGAAUGAAUUAAAUCGACACUUGCGAACGCAUACGGGUGAGCGUCCUUAUACUUGUCAGUAUUGUGAUCGAAGUUAUCCUGAUGCUUCGAAAAGAUUAAAACAUGAACGUGCGCACAGAAAUGAUAGAAAAUUUUCUUGCCCACAUUGCGACAAGGCAUUUACAUCAUCGAGCAUCUUGAAGAGUCAUUUGUUAACGCAUACGAACGAGCGAUUAUAUAAAUGUGAGUUAUGUCAGAAAUCAUUCCAACGGCGUGCACAUUUACUUACACAUUAUCAUUCAAGAAGCCACAAAGUGAGAGAGCAAAAUCAGAAAUCAUAUUAUAAAUAUCAAUAUAGAAUGAAUUUAUGUCGAUUAUGUUUAAAACUUAUUGACCCAAUGGUUAGUCAAGCUCUUUUUGAUUCUGCUUUUAAGUCUGAACUGCAGCAAUUGCAAAUCUUAAUUGGCACAAUGAUUGAAAAUAAUGUCUAUUUGCCACAGCACAUAUGUGAACAUUGUGAACAGAACUUAAAGCGAACGUGUAAAUUUUCGGAGUGUUGUAUUGAGUCUCAACAAUAUUUCCAAACUCGAAAUUACAAAAAAAAAAUGCAAUAUAUAAAAAAAUUCAAAGAAGAAUUUGAAAGCGAAGAAUCGUUAACAUAUACCAGUGUGCAAGAAUUGAUAAAUGAAAAUUUAGAUACUAACGACAUAAUUUUAACCAUUCAACCUAAAGAAGAUAUAGAUGAAAUUGCUAAAUCGGGCGAUAUUAGUGAGGAUAUUGUGGAUAAUGAAUUUAUAAUUUCAUAUCCAGAUGUUGAAGUGCAUGAAAAUGCAGAUAAUUUAAAAACUGACGAUGAGGCAUCCGCAAAUAAGUUUGUUAUAACCAAGGAUGAAGACAAGACUUUCAGUAAGAAAUAUAGCAAACGUGAAAAAACUAAUUUUAUUUGUGAUCAAUGUGGAAACAAUUUCUCAAGUCGCAAUCACUUUUUAAUUCACUUAAAACGACAUUCCGGAGAUAAACCUUUCCAAUGCGAACUUUGUCCUGACAAAUUUUUUACGCACACAGAACUAAAGAGACAUAUGCGUAAGCACACUGGUGAACGUCCUUUUGCAUGCAAAUAUUGCGAUAGAAGAUUUAGUGAUUAUUCAACAAGAGUCAAGCAUGAAAGAACACAUACGAACGAGCGCCCGUUUUCUUGUACUCAAUGUGGGAAGUCAUUUACAACAUCAUAUAUAUUAAAAAACCACAUGCUAACACAUACUGGAGAACGUUCGUUCAAAUGUACGCUAUGUAGUAAAUCAUUUCAGAGACAAACGCACUUAGUGGUACAUUAUCGCUCCAUUUCACAUAAACAAAACGAAGAAAAGCAAAAUCUUACAUUAAAGCUGUAGAGGAAAUUUAAUAAAUUCAGAAUUUAUAAAUCAAAA